Messenger RNA from Paramecium sonneborni, 620 nucleotides. The record is from the annotation of a GenBank genome assembly. NCBI's taxonomy places the organism in Eukaryota, Ciliophora, Oligohymenophorea, Peniculida, Parameciidae.
UAUUUAAUUAAAUAUCCAAAAAUGAGUUUGAGUUGGCUAGUAUCACCAUAACUUCAUAAAACCACAAAUGGCUAUUACAUCAAUCAUGACAAUAUUAUGCUUGGUAAAUUUAUCCUAUUAUUUUAGCUGGACCAUAAGACAGAAGAAGACUCAUCUUCUAUUUUAUUGCUAGUCAAACACCAGAAAAAAUUACUUAAGAAGAUCAUAAGAAAUUUGUCAAAGAAUAAACUAUUGAUGUAGAUAUGAGAUCUGGUAUAUUCUCUUUUGGUGGUAUAUUCUUGGCUUUAGCAACAUUAAGAGAACAACAAAUGAUUACUUCAAGAAUUACAAACAGACCUAUCUUAAAUGGAAUGAUAGUCUUAGGAGUUGGUAAUCAAUUUAUAUCUAAUUUGUAGGUUUGGUCUCAGCUGCAUUUUCUUACAACUUAUCCAAAAUCUUAUUCGAACCACUUUUUGUUUAAAGAAAUCAAGUCUUGUAAGAUUUAGCUGAAAAGUAUAAUUUUUCAAUCUUUGAUUUUGCCCUUGCUAAGAAGGAAGCAAGAUUGAAAUAAUUAAGAGCAGAACUCACAAGUGAUAGUAGUAAUGCUGCUCAUUUCUGAAAAAUUAUAUUGCAAUAUCAAU